AGUGGAGUGGCCGGCAUCAUCCUACCAGAGAAAGAAGAAAAGCUGCUCCCAAUAAAAAAGGGCGACGCCAUAGCCCUCCCCUUCGGCGUCGUAACAUGGUACCACAACAAGGAAGACACCGAGCUACUCAUCCUCUUCCUUGGCGACACCUCCAAAGCCCACAAACGCGGCUCCUUCACCGACUUCUUCCUCACGGGCCCCAAAGGCAUCUUCACGGGCUUCUCCACCGAGUUUGUCAGCCGGGCCUGGGACGUCGACGAGCCCACCGCCAAAGCCCUAGUCUCCAGCCAGCAUGGCCACGGCAUAAUCAAGCUCGGCCCAAACACAAAGCUCCCCGAGCCCAAUAAGGAGCAUUAUAACGGCAUGGCCCUCAACUGCGAAGAGGCCCCACUUGACGUGGACAUCAAAGGUGGGGGCAAGGUAGUUGUUUUGAACACCAAGAAUUUGCCUCUAGUUGGGGAAGUUGGGCUUGGGGCAGACCUUGUUAAACUGAAUGGCAGUGCAAUGUGUUCUCCCGGCUUUUCGUGUGAUUCGGCUCUGCAGGUGACUUACAUUGUGAGGGGUAGUGGGCGUGUACAGGUCGUGGGAGUUGAUGGGAAGAGGGUUUUGGAGACUACUAUUAAGGCUGGGAAUCUGUUUAUUGUGCCCAGGUUCUUUGUGGUCUCGAAGAUUGCGGACCCUGAUGGCAUGGACUGGUUCUCCAUCAUAACUACUCCUAACCCGAUUUUCACGCAUUUGGCGGGAAGGACUUCGGUGUGGAAGGCGCUGUCGUCGGAGGUGCUUCAGGCGGCUUUUAAUGUUCCGGUUGAAGUCGAGCAGAAGUUCAGCUCGAAGAGGAAGGGGGAAGAGAUCUUCUUCCCGCCACCUAGUCAG
Molecule: messenger RNA, 873 nt
Organism: Striga asiatica
Lineage: Eukaryota; Viridiplantae; Streptophyta; Magnoliopsida; Lamiales; Orobanchaceae
Source: the annotation of a GenBank genome assembly